This is a messenger RNA of Setaria italica (foxtail millet), 1365 nucleotides long. RefSeq lists its product as uncharacterized. The record is from RefSeq and is a predicted model, not a curated record. Gene Ontology annotation, biological process: shoot system development; root development. NCBI's taxonomy places the organism in Eukaryota, Viridiplantae, Streptophyta, Magnoliopsida, Poales, Poaceae. Bases 519 to 1232 code for a protein of 237 amino acids. The transcript has a single exon.
UUAGAGUUUAGUGUGCUACGAAAUUGCAGAAACACUUCGGAAUGUUCGAGGACGCUACAUGUUGUGAACAAGCAGGCAGGGAGAACUGAAACAUGAGGACAAGAGCUACCAUUGAUCCACUUGUAUAAUGCUGUGAUCAGAUCAGAUGGUUAAGCAUGUCUCGGGACCUAGUCUGGAGGUGAGGCAGAGUCAACUAGCUGUUCAUUCUUCCACCGGCAACUUGCAUGUUAAUUAAUGGAUCACACGAUCUGAAUCUGAUACUAAACCCGAUGGCCCUUCACCCGUGCAGGUCAGUUUGCCACCCACAGUGCAGACAUGACAGCCUCCUCGACUAGCGAUGCCUCUUGGGUUGAGUGGCUUCUGUUGCAGCUAACCACGAUUACACAUGAGAAUGAUUCUUGUUGUCUGCUGGUUUAGCUGCGCAGUUGCUUCGACCUCAUUUGCUAUAUAAACAGGGAAGCCAAAGCUGGGAAGACACAAUUGCAGCAGCUUCACUUCUCUUUCAUUACAUUUCAAACAUGGCCUGCCACCUGAGAUCCGCGAGUGUGCCCUCAAGCCCUCGCUCCAACCAAACCGAUGUUGAAGAGCAGCUCCAGAGCCUGAAGGCAACCAUCUCGUCGCCCUCUUCGACCAUCGAAACCAUAGUUGAUGGUCUAUCCAAGCUCGGGAGCAUCUACAGCUGCAUCGAUGAGCUCAUAUGCUUUCCCAGCAGCCAGCGUCAGCAGAGGAAGGCAGUGGAGGAAGAGCUUGAGUGCUCUCUCAUCUUGCUUGACCUCUGUAGUGCCAUGCAAGAGAGCUUUGCGGAGCUCAGGGCGAGCGUCCAAGAGAUGCAAUUGGCUCUCAAGAGAGGAGACGAUGUGGCUGUUCAGGCCAAGGCUAAGUCUUAUGCCCGCUUGGCCAAGAAGGCGCAGAAGCAUGUCAAGAAGAUCAACAACAAGGUUGCUCUUGACACUGAAAGCUGCAGGGUGGUCAAGCUGUUGUCUGAAGCAAGAGAGAUCGCCCUAUCAAUGCUGGAAUCGACACUGCACCUCCUGUCAAAGGAGAUCAUGAUGCCGAGUGCUGGCAAGUGGUCUCUUGUCUCCAAGGCAUUCCAGAAGAAGAGAGUUACAUGCGAGGAGGAGCAAUUGCAGGUGUUGGAGUUGGAGAUUGUUGAUCUUGAGAGUGAAGUUCAGAUUGUCUUUAGGAGACUGAUCCAAUGCAGGGUCUCCCUUCUGAACACUCUUAGCCUGUAGAAAGAUCAUACACUAACCAACUCUGAUUCCCUGUGAUUAGCAUCCGCCUUUUAGAGGAUUGGCUGAUCAUCGAAACAAUUUUGAUGUAUAUAUGAGACAAAGUGUAUAGAAAAAUACUCAAUGAAAGAGCAAA